AAGCCUUUAGUGAGCUUGUUUUGAACAAUUUCCCCAAGCUUUCGGAUAUGGAAGAACAUUGCAACAUAUCGAAGAAGUCAGUCGUGUGGAAGCAUUUUAAGUCAAUUCUAGGGGAAAACGCAGUCAUUUGUCUCUAUUGCAACAGGAAAGUGAAAUUAUAUGCCUCGAGAAGCACAACUCCACUGAAUGUCCAUCUAAGAAAUCGACAUCCGUCGGUGUUGCCCUUGAUUCGGUACAGGAUAGGCAACGAAUCGAGAAAAAGGUCAAUUGUGUGGAGGCAUUUUAAGUUAAUUUCAGAGGGAAACGCAGUCCUCUGUCUCCACUGCAAGACAAAAUUCAAAUUCUCAGCCUCGAGAACAACAACUCCCCUGCAUGUCCAUUUACGAAAUCGACAUCCGUCCGUGUUGCCCUUGGCCCAGUCCAGCGUACAUCGCAGCGUAUCGAGAAAAACGUCAAUUGUGUCGCCCUUGGUUCGGUCCAGGAUAUAUGGCAACGAAUCGAGAAAAAGGUCAAUUGUGUGGAGGCAUUUUAAGUUCAUUCCAGAGGAAAAAGCAGCGCUCUGUCUCUACUGCAAAAAGAAACUCAGGAUAUCAGCCUCGAAAACAAGUCCACUGCAUGCCCAUCUAAGAAAUCGACAUCCAUUUGUGUUGUCCGGUGAACUUCAUCAUUCACAGGUUGUCUCAGAGUCAGAAGAGAAGGUGUUGGAAUCUGAACGAGCAUCAAUUGACCCCGCUGACUCCAACCAACUUCUAAAGUUACAAGUGCAGAAACUUCAGAAGAGUCUGGAGGAGAAAGAUAAAGAGGUCACAGAGACAUAUAAGUCUUUCCAGCAGAUCAUUCAAGCUCUUCAGGAGAAUGUGAAGUCCAUGAAAGAACAGCUCACUCAGCAGACGGGAAAGCAUCAGGGUGCAAGACAAGGGAGACUUUUCGACUUUUCAGUGCCGCCAGUUGCAGCGUCAUCCCGGCACAAUCAGCCUCGUUCGUCCGUCCAUGAUGAGGCGUGUGAGGACCGCCCCCUGCUCACCCUGUCCUGCACCUCUGAGCCCAGUUCUCCUGGUCUUGAUGACACAGAGGGGUCGGCACAGAGGUCAUCCAAGGACCAGGAAGUCAUUAUUGCUGGCCAGCAGACUCCUACAGAUGCUGUCAUCAGUGACGACAUUUUGGUGGAAAAGAGGCAUUGUCGUCAAGACAACAAGGAAGAUGAAGACCGUAAUCAUAACAAAGAUGAAGUCUCGGAUUAUUAUCCUGAAAUGGACCCGGAUCACAGACCAGAAGAUGAGGACGACCCUGAUGACCCUGGGGAAGAUUUUGGUGAGUCAAAUUACGAGGGAGAGGAUAACGAAGAUGAAAGGGAUAUCGGUGGUAGUGAUGAUAACAGUGACAUGCGGAAAGGCCUCGAUUGCAACCUUGAAGAUGAUGGCAACAGCAAUGACAACCCUGAUAAUCAGGUCUGGCUGUCUUCCUCGAAGGACAGCAACAACAUCUCACCCACAGAUGACUUGGAAAACAAGACUGGGGAAGUUUAUUCUUGCACCCUGUGCAACGAGAUGUUUAGAAAAGUGUACUACGUGAAACUGCACAGGUUAAUCCAUGAUAAAGGUGCCACCCUGAAUCAGUGUCUCUCUGAACCCAUGAAGUACGUGAGAGUAGUUCAACCCCACACAUGUGAAGUGUGUGGAGAGGAGUGUAGCACAUCAGAGGGUCUCCACAUUCACCAAAGACUACACGAUGAAGAACAUGGCCACUGCGAGGCCUCUGAUGCCAGUGGACAGAAAUUGUACAAGUGUGGAAAGCGUGACGAGUCUUUCGACCACUCGACCGAUUCCUGCCCCCGCCAGGAAGCGCACCUGGACGAAAGGCCGUGCGAGGUUUGCUCUGGGUGCCAAAAGACCUUCGCGCAUCCCGCCGAUCUCGGCACUCACCAAAAACGUCACUGCGAGAAAAGGCGGACCGAGGCUGACCCGCCCCGUAAACCGAGGCCGUGUCUCUGCGACACCUGCGGCAAGGCGUAUGAAAAUUUGAGCCAUUUGAAGAGGCACGCCAUGGUGCACACGGGAGAGAGGCCGCACAAGUGUUCGGUUUGCGACAAACGCUUUCGCUUCCACUUUACCUUAAAACAGCACAGCCUCAAGCACUCGGAAAACAGUCCUUUCAUGUGCCACGUAUGUGGCAAGGGAUUCACGAGGUUGCAACAUGUCCAAAAACACACGAGGGUUCACACCAAGGAGAAACCCUACCGCUGCUCGUUUUGUGCAAAGGACUUUGGUUACCAGGAGUCACUGUACGUUCACCACAGACGAUUUCACUCUGUCUAAGGGCAAUAAGGACUACACACAUCUGCAGUGCAGAGAAAUGUACAACCUCGGGAGACUUGAUCGCACAAGAUCACAGACUACAUGGUGUCUACGACUACCUCUCGAUAAAGCAUGGACGUUUCAAAGCCCUCAUAGUCUUCCAAGGAUGUUUAUUCUUUUGCAAAGUCGAACUCUCUCAAGAGAGGCAUA
Molecule: messenger RNA, 2504 nt
Organism: Sardina pilchardus (European sardine)
Lineage: Eukaryota; Metazoa; Chordata; Actinopteri; Clupeiformes; Clupeidae
Product: zinc finger protein 37 homolog
Exons: 8
Coding region: 48-2315 (755 amino acids)
Biological process (GO): regulation of transcription by RNA polymerase II
Molecular function (GO): RNA polymerase II cis-regulatory region sequence-specific DNA binding; DNA-binding transcription factor activity
Source: RefSeq, a predicted model, not a curated record